GGGAGAUCAAUCUGCUUAAUUUGUCAACAAUAUGUCGGCCGGUUUGUGAUAUAUCUCACAGACGUCUCAGUAUCUUAUCACAGGCUUUUACACUUUAGUAGCUCCAGAUCAUGUCAGAAAUAGAUACUAACUUUUCACAAGAGUGUGAAUUGGGGAACCCCAAAAAGUUGACUAUAACUAAACCCAAACAUUUCAAUCACAAGCAAUGGAGAGCCUACUUGAAGAAAAUGAAAAGAAAGGAAAAGAGAACUGCUGCAGCAAAAGAGAGAGAACGGCAGGAAAAUAAUGAAGCCGCAGAUGAUCUUAAAAGUGAUUCAGAAGAGGAAAGAGAGCGAGAGCGAGAAGAAAAUGAAAGUAGAAUACAAAAUGAACUUUGGUUGGAGCGUGAAAGGCAAGCUCAGGCAGCAUUCAAGGCUAAGAAAGAAAGAGAGGAGUUUGAAAAGAAGCGUAUAGAAGAAAUUGAGAGAAAAAUUAAAGAAGAAUGGGAAGAGAGGGAGAGAAAAGAAAAAGAGGAACGAGAGGCCAAGGAGAAACAAGAACAAGAAAAACGUCUCAAGCAGGACAAGCUUCUUAAGGAAGCAACAGCUAAUGAAAAUCCAAGUGCCUGGCAUAACCCUUUAGCCCCUGUACACUAUGGAACAGAACGUCAAGUCGAUGCCUGUCCUUUCUUUAAAAAGAUGGCAGCGUGUAGAUUUGGGGAUCACUGCUCACGUUUUCAUGAUUACCCUGAAGUCAGUCACACCAUCUUGAUACCAAACAUGUUCUCAAGUUUUCAGCUGGAGCAAUCUAUCGUUGACAAUUAUGAUACAGAUGUUAGUUUGGAAUAUGAUGAGAAUGAACUGUACAAUAGCUUCAAGGAUUUUUAUGAGGAUAUUGUUCCUGAGUUCAAAUCUGUUGGCACCAUAGUCCAGCUAAAAGUCUGCUGUAACUGUGAGCCACAUCUACGUGGGAAUGUCUAUGUCCAAUACAAAAGGGAGUCAGCAGCGCAAAAAGCUUUUGAGAAAUUUAAUGCUCGGUGGUAUGCAAGUCGUCAGCUGACUUGUAUAUUUGUCAAUAUUGAGUCCUGGAAGUCUGCUAUUUGUGGACUGGCCUCAAAAAAACGUUGCCCCAAAGGAAAGUCCUGCAACUUUUUACAUGUGUUUAGAAACCCUGGUGGAGAGUUUACAGAGUUAGAUUAUGAUGAUGUCUCUACAGACAGAAGUGACCGCCAGAAUGGUAAAGACAGAGCCGGCUCUCAGAGGCAUUACUCAAGAGACUCUGUACAACAUGGCCAGUCUAGAAGACAAUCUUCUUCCUCGUAUCAGUCAUCAAGACACAGGUCACGCUCUCCAUCUUCAUCUAGGUCACGUUCUUCCUCUAGAAGGUCGCAUUCUUCAAGAAAGUCAACACACUAUCGAUCAAGGUCUAGGUCAAGAUCAAGGGACAGAACACACAGAUAUGACAGACCAAGGUCUAGGUCUCCAAGACAAAGAAAAGUUUCACAGUACAGCCCCGAGCCACAACAAUCUAGAAAAAGAUAUUCAUCAAGAAUGUCUGAACAAAACGCAAACAAAAAUGAAACUGUAGCUGAUGAAAAACAUUCCAGAAGCAAUAAAAGUAAAUCUUCCCUGCUAUCAUCUUCACCAUCAUCAAAUAGUGGUUCUGAAUCUGACAAGUCAAGUUCAGAAAGUAACUCUGACUCCAGCUCAGAUGAAGAAAUUGUUUAUGAAUAUAUAGAGAAAACCAAAGAAACAUUACAUCACUAGAACACAGCCUAAUUCAUAUUUCAUUUGUUGUUGAUUAAAGAAGAUAUUUAGUGCACUAAAUUAUUUUAGUGAAAGUUAUUUUAGACAUGUAUAUAAAAAAAAUGUACCUUCUCUUGUUUUAAUUUUUGUUUACAAAAAUGUUAUGUUUAUAAAGUUUUUAAAAUUUAGUCAUUGAAGUUGAUGACAGUUGUUUUAAUACAUUAAAAUUCACUUAAAAAGAA
This is a messenger RNA of Biomphalaria glabrata, 1966 nucleotides long. RefSeq names its product U2 small nuclear ribonucleoprotein auxiliary factor 35 kDa subunit-related protein 2-like. Gene Ontology annotation, biological process: mRNA splicing, via spliceosome. Bases 111 to 1745 code for a protein of 544 amino acids. NCBI's taxonomy places the organism in Eukaryota, Metazoa, Mollusca, Gastropoda, Planorbidae. The transcript is spliced from 11 exons. The record is from RefSeq and is a predicted model, not a curated record. Gene Ontology annotation, molecular function: metal ion binding; pre-mRNA 3'-splice site binding. Gene Ontology annotation, cellular component: spliceosomal complex; U2AF complex.